Molecule: messenger RNA, 1094 nt
Organism: Brachypodium distachyon (stiff brome)
Lineage: Eukaryota; Viridiplantae; Streptophyta; Magnoliopsida; Poales; Poaceae
Product: leucine-rich repeat protein 1
Exons: 6
Coding region: 196-840 (214 amino acids)
Molecular function (GO): protein binding
Source: RefSeq, a predicted model, not a curated record
AGCACUAGCACUGGCAACAGCCACCAGCCGAGACCAGGAAGCAAAUAUACAUUUCGCUUCCCUGCCUGCUUUGCUUCCUCCAAGCUUCCUUUCCCCACCCCCAACCCCCACCUGUUCGAGUGCCGGUUGCUCUCCAACCGCACCGCGUCCAGAUCCGGCCGCCGAUCUCCGCCCGCGGCUUCACCCACUACUCUCAUGGCGGCAGCGGCGGCCGGAGCCCUGGGCCUAUUCCUCGCCGCAGCGCUCGUGCUCGCGCUUGCGGGGGCCAACUCCGAAGGCGAUGCGCUCUCGGCGCUGCGGCGCAGCCUUCAGGACCCCGGCGGCGUGCUGCAGAGCUGGGACCCAACCCUCGUCAACCCCUGCACCUGGUUCCACGUCACCUGCAACCGCGAGAACCGCGUCACCCGCCUAGAUCUUGGCAAUCUGAACCUAUCUGGUCAUCUGGUGCCUGAGCUUGGGAAAUUGGAUCAUUUGCAAUAUCUGGAACUCUACAAAAAUAACAUUCAAGGAACGAUCCCUUCAGAACUUGGUGAUUUGAAGAACCUAAUUAGCUUGGACUUGUACAAGAACAAUGUUUCGGGCACUAUACCUCCAACACUUGGGAAGUUGAAGUCCCUUGUAUUCCUGCGGCUCAAUGGCAAUCGUUUGACUGGGCCAAUUCCAAGGGAGCUGGCUGGGAUAUCUAGUCUCAAAGUUGUUGAUGUUUCUGGUAAUGAUCUGUGCGGAACAAUCCCUACCACUGGGCCAUUUGAGCACAUUCCUCUCAGCAACUUUGAGAAGAACCCGCGCUUGGAAGGUCCGGAACUACAAGGCCUGGCUGUAUAUGAUACCAACUGCUAGAUGGCAACAGGAAGAAACAAAUGCUAGAAAGUAAUGGGCGUACAAGGUUACCGGAGAUUGGUUGAUAUAGAUUGUUAGGUCUGCGCUUGCCACUUUGUAAUUCUCCCCUACAUAGCUACCACUUGUGUCUUGCUCUCAGCAAGGAAGUUGUUGUAUGUUGUAGCAGAAUGAUGCUUUCUGCCUAUGGAAAUGUGAACAUGAAACUGCUUAUGCUAUGACUGAAAUGAUAUUGUCGUCAUCUCUGUUCUGGAGUA